Messenger RNA from Exophiala spinifera, 2883 nucleotides. RefSeq lists its product as uncharacterized. Gene Ontology annotation, biological process: protein import into nucleus; protein export from nucleus. Gene Ontology annotation, cellular component: nuclear envelope; cytosol. Bases 1 to 2883 code for a protein of 960 amino acids. Lineage: Eukaryota; Fungi; Ascomycota; Eurotiomycetes; Chaetothyriales; Herpotrichiellaceae. Gene Ontology annotation, molecular function: small GTPase binding; nuclear export signal receptor activity. The transcript is spliced from 2 exons. The record is from RefSeq and is a predicted model, not a curated record.
AUGGCUGAUCUAGCAACUCUAGCUCAAUUACUGGACGCCAGUCUCGAUCCUCGACAAAACAAAGAAGCCGAGCUCAAGAUCCGUGCCGAAGAGAAGAAGCCUGGUUUCGCUCUUUCCCUCCUUCAGAUAACUGCGUCCGGCAACUUUCAGUACAACACUAGACUUGCCAGUGCCCUUUUUUUCAAGAACUUUAUCAGACGGAAUUGGACAGAUGUCGAGGGAAACUACAGACUACCUGCGCAAGAUGUCAAUGCCAUUAAAACUGAGAUCGUGGGACUCAUGAUCUCCGUACCCCGAGGCAUCCAGACACAGUUGGGUGAAGCCAUCAGCGUUAUCGCGGACAGUGACUUCUGGGAGCGCUGGGAUACCCUUGUUGAUGACCUUGUGUCUCGGUUAAAGCCUGAUGACCCUGUCACCAAUGCUGGAGUGCUGCAGGUGGCGCAUUCUAUCUUUGCAAGAUGGCGGCCAUUGAUGCGGACGGAUGAACUCUAUACUGAGAUCAAUCAUGUCCUGUCAAAGUUCUCCCAGCCGUUCCUCUCCUUAUGGCAGAGACUCGACGCUUACAUCGAAAGCCACAGCAGUGAUAAGAAAGCUCUUCAGGAAGCCUUCGCAGAACUUGACCUGAUCCUACUCCUCUUCUAUGAUCUAUCCUGCCAGGACUUGCCUCCAACCUUUGAAGAAAACUUGCUGGGGAUCAGUGCCCUACUUCUGAAGUAUUUGACAUACAACAAUAAGCUUCUGGAGACCGAUGACGAGGCAGAACCUGGCCCACUCGAGAACACCAAGGCAAACAUCUUCGAAGCAUUAACGUUGUAUAUCGGCAAGUACUACGAAGAUUUUGGAAGACAUGUCACAGGCUUUGUGGAAAGCUCGUGGCAUCUUCUCACCACCACUGGAGCAGAGCCCAAGAACGAUAUUCUUGUGAGCAAAGCUUUGCACUUUUUGACCUCUGUGGCAGGUAACAGAGAACAAGUGCAGAAUUUUAGUGACCCUGCGGUCCAGAGUCAGAUAAUGGAGAAGGUCAUCCUCCCAAAUGUGGCGCUGAGAGAUUCUGAUGUCGAGAUGUUCGAGGACGAGCCUAUCGAAUUUAUCCGAAGAGAUCUCGAAGGUUCGGACAGCGAAACUCGUCGGAGAGCCGCGGGCGAUUUCCUCAGACAGCUUAGUGAUCAAUUCGAGCAGUCUGUGACGCAGAUUGCCAUGACACUGAUACAGAAUUGCUUGCAAACCUUUUCCAAUAACCCUUCGGAAAAUUGGAGGUCCAAGGAUACUGCUGUCAGCCUUUUCUAUGCAUUAGCGUCGAAGGGAGUCACAACCUCAACUCACGGUGUUACGAAAACCAACAGCUUGGUCAAUAUUGGCGACUUCUUUUCCACGCAUCUAGCAAGUGACCUUCAAAAGGAUGAUGCCGAGCCAUUGAUCAAAGUUGAUGCCAUCAAAUACUUGUACGUCUUCCGCAGUAUCAUCACCAAAGAACAGUGGCAGCAGGUUAUGCCGCUAUUGGUCAACCAUCUUGGAAACUCAAAUUACUGCGUCUACACAUACGCAGCUGUUGCUGUGGAUAGAGUGUUGGCAAUGACAGACGAAACUGGCAAACCAGUGAUUGAUCCUGCAAGCAUCAAGCCGCUAGCGAGCAGUCUCCUCGAACACUUAUUCAGCUUGGUCGAAAAAGACAGUGCUCCCGAGAAGGUGCAAGAGAACGAGUUUGUGAUGCGCUGCAUCAUGAGAGUAUUGAUUGUCCUCAAAGACGGUGUCAGUGCAGUUGCAGAAAGUGUGCUCCAGCAUCUCGUUUCUAUCACUACCAUUAUUUCUGCGAACCCAAGCAACCCCAAGUUCUACUACUAUCAUUUCGAAAGCAUCGGCGCCCUCAUUCGCUUUACAGCAUCGACGCACGCGGAGGCAGUAGGAGCGGUCCUGUUCGCCCCCUUUGCAGCCAUUCUCAGCAAACCAGUCGACGAGUUUGUUCCCUACGUGUUCCAGCUUCUCGCAGCAUUAUUCGAAGCGGAGCCUAACAAACCUCUCACUGAACAGUACAAACAACUUAUCGCACCUAUACUUGGGCCUGCGGUGUGGGAACAGCGAGGGAACAUACCUGCCGCGACGCGACUUUUGUCAGCUAUCGUUCCCCGAGCAGCAGACGAGCUAUUAAGUGCCAAUCAAGUCGUAAGCGUUUUGGGCAUAUUCCAAAAACUUGUUUCAACAAAAGUUUAUGAAGGUUACGGAUUCGACCUCCUUGAAACCGUUGUCACCACCUUUCCCGCACCUGCACUCGAGCCAUACUGGGUGGAAUUAGUCACGCUUAUGCUCAAGCGCUUGCAAAAGAACCCCUCACAAGCCUUCAGCCUACGAUUUGUCCGGUUUUACCAUUUUGUUUCCUCGCGUGACGACCAGGGGUUGGGUGCGGAUUUCUUCAUCGCUGUCACUGACCGAAUUCAAAACGAUGUCUUCCGACAACUUUACCCAGGUGUUAUUCUGACCAAGACGCAAGAACUUGCUCGUCCGUUGGACCGAAAGGUUGCCGCAAUAUCGCUGACCAAGACUUUGGCGGAUUCCAAGGCAUUCCAAGAACGAUACGCGAAAGGCUGGACGUUGACAUGCAACGCACUCCUCAAAUUGCUAGAACACCCGCCUUUGCCACCGACCGAGGCCGACGUGAUUGCAGAGCUUGAUGUGGAAGAUAGUAGCUUCGGCGUUGGCUUUACACAACUGAAUACUGUCCGUCGGCCGGUCACAGACCCGUACCCUGAAGUAACAGAUUUGAGGAAAUGGGUUGGCCAGUACUUGAAAGCAGCUGACCAGAGACAUGGAGGCCGCAUAGGCAAGACCGUUGAGGAGACACUGAGCCCAGACGCGAAGACGGUUCUGAAUGCUUACAUGAAUCUGUGA